Molecule: messenger RNA, 669 nt
Organism: Microdochium trichocladiopsis
Lineage: Eukaryota; Fungi; Ascomycota; Sordariomycetes; Xylariales; Microdochiaceae
Product: ankyrin repeat-containing domain protein
Exons: 1
Molecular function (GO): protein binding
Source: RefSeq, a predicted model, not a curated record
CUCCACACUGCUUCAUCCAAAGGACACGAGGCUAUUGUGAGACUGCUUCUUGAUGAGGGCGCCAAGGUCAAUGUCCAGGGUGGACGCUUCGGCAAUGGCCUUCAGACUGCUAUAUGGCUUGGACACGAGGCUAUCGUGAGACUGCUUCUUGAUAAGGGCGCCGACGUCAACUUGCGGGGUGGGAAAUACGGCAACGCUCUUCAGGCUGCUUCGUCAAAAGGACACGAGGCUAUUGUGAGACUGCUUCUUGAGAAAGGGGCCUACAUCAACAUGCAAGGCGGAUACUACGGCAACGCUCUUCCAGCUGCUUCAUCAGAAGGAUAUGAGGCUAUCGUGAGACUGCUUCUUGACCAUGGUACCGAUAUCAACAUCCAGGGUGGAGUUUACGGCAACGCUCUUCAGGCUGCUUCGUCAAGAGGACACGAGGCUAUCGUGAAACUGCUUCUUCACAAGGGCGCCGACAUCAAUAUGCAAGGCGGAUACUACGGCAACGCUCCAAGCCAUACCUUCAGACUUAUGAACACGUGCUUGCGGAUACUAUACAAUUUGCCUAGACCCAAAGGAUAUGCAGCUUUGCUGUCGCUCUUCUUCGUUGGGGCGUCAUUGAUUGUCGCUGACUUCAUACACACGAACUGGUGGCGAGAGCUUCCCUUGCCCUGGCUGCAAUGA